This is a messenger RNA of Gallus gallus (chicken), 1875 nucleotides long. It is a transcript of the gene SYT15, whose product is annotated as synaptotagmin 15. Gene Ontology annotation, molecular function: calcium-dependent phospholipid binding; calcium ion binding; clathrin binding. Gene Ontology annotation, biological process: regulation of calcium ion-dependent exocytosis; cellular response to calcium ion; regulation of dopamine secretion. The transcript has 9 exons. NCBI's taxonomy places the organism in Eukaryota, Metazoa, Chordata, Aves, Galliformes, Phasianidae. The record is from RefSeq and is a predicted model, not a curated record. Bases 507 to 1451 code for a protein of 314 amino acids.
AGCCUCGGGCAGGGCGGAUGGAGGCGAGCAGAGCGAGGAGCCCGAGCACCCAUGCCCGAACAAGUAGUUACUGUUGCUGGAGGUGUAACAGUAGGGAUCCUUUUAUUUGUUCUCAUUGGAGUAACUGCAUACUUGCUCUGGAAGAAGCUCUGCCUUGCAUAUUCUUACCAAGAGCUCCCUAAUACUGUCAAAACAACACCUGUGAAUGCCAUCUUGCAAGACCAGUCAUCUUCUGAAAUUCAACCAAAAAGCACAAGUUACUGCAGGGCUCUGAAGCUCUAAAAGAAGAAGUUGCAGUCAGUUCUUCAUUUUCUUUGGAAGAUUAAUUCUAAAAGAGAAGAAAGAGAAAGAGUUUGGUUUCUAUAUUUAAACUAGAAGAAUCAGUAGCUGUUGAUGUCUUGAGCAGAUCCAAAAGCAUCCCAUUUAUAAUACCACCAACACUGCAUGGGCGAGACUGGAUUAACCUGACAAAUGAAGAACAAAUUCAGGAAGACAAUAACUCCUGCAUGACUCCCCAGUCUGGGCCACGGUCAUCAUUUCAUUCUUUGGCUGGAGCUUACAUUGUAGGGACCGUCAACCCAGAGCUGUACAAGUUUCCUGAAGACAAGAGUGAGACCGACUUUCCUGAAGGCAACAUUGGCCGUCUCUGGUUCUCUGUAGAAUAUAAACAAGCAUCCGAAAGGCUCCUCAUCUCCUUGAUCAAAGCCAGGAAGCUGCAGCCUCCUGCUGAUUCCUGCAGUCCCUUUGUGAAAAUCUACCUGCUGCCUGAUGAAAGAUGCUACCUGCAGUCUAAAGUAAAGCGUAAAACCCUUAAUCCACAGUUUGAUGAAGACUUUGUUUUCCAGGUUUCCAGUAAAACAUUGCUUCAGAGGACUCUGAAGUUUCUGGUUUAUCAUGUUGAUAAGCAGAAGCACCACCACCUCCUAGGCCAAGUCAUCUUCCCACUGAAAAAUGAGACCUUAACUGAUGACAGCAAAGUAGUCGUAUGGAGAGAUCUGGAGAGAGAAAACUUAGAGUCUCCCUCAGAGUAUGGCGAUAUCCAGUUCUCCCUCAGCUACAAUGACUACCUGGGUCGUCUCACUGUGGUGGUUCUGAGGGCAAGGGGAUUAAAGUUCCAGGAUGAGAGCCGUGAUGUCAGUGUGUAUGUCAAGGUCUCAUUAAUGAACCACAAUAAAUUAGUCAGAAGUAAAAAGACAGCAGCUGUUCUGGGAUCUCCCAAUCCAGAGUAUAACGAAUCCUUCAGCUUCAAGGCAAAUCAGACAGAGCUGGAUACAGCAAGCCUGAGUCUAUCUGUGCUCCAGAACACCGAACAAAAAUCACAUGUGCUGGGGCGUGUUGUAGUUGGGCCAUUCAUGUACAGCCGGGGCAAAGAACUAGAACACUGGAAUGAAAUGAUCAGCAAGCCUAAGGAGCUGGUUAAACAGUGGCACGCACUCUGCUGCAGCACUUAAACAGCAUCGCUCUAUGGACAAAAAACACACGUAAGAAGGAGAAGCUCUCAGUGCCUUUUAUAACCUAACGAUAAAGGGUACAAAAUCUUUCAACAGCUAACACUCCUAAGCAGGCAGGAAUAAAAGAAGGAGGUGUACUCUUUCUUUCUCCAAACACAAUCAGAAGACUUGGUCUUCCCUGGUAGUCUGGAACCCAAGCCCAACCUGUCCUUGUACGUCUCCCCAGAUAUCUCUGCUGGAACCAGAGCAUGGAUUAAGGUUUGAGCUGGUACAGACAUUCUUACAUAGAAAACUCAGUCAAUUGGUGGAAGCCCUUAGGAUCUAUGUUUGUUUUAGUGGUAGUUUUCUGCACUAAUUAAAUUACUGUUCUGUAACGUAACUCAAAGCAAUUACUUUCUCUCAAAAUAAAUACAAUUAUUCUCUU